AUGGCAGGCGGCGGCGGUCCAGCCUCUGGCGCUAUCUCCCCGCCUUUGGGCCAGGCCUAUGGCUACGGCAUUGUUGUUGGCCUUGGCUUUUUGUUCUCCUUUUUGAUGAUUUUCUUGACUUGGGUUUUGAAGAGAUAUAACAAUGAGUCUCAAACCUCGGAAAUGUUCAACACAGCUGGCAGGACCGUCAAGUCUGGCUUGGUCGCUUCGGCAGUCGUCUCUUCCUGGACAUGGGCCGCUACGUUGCUGCAGUCUUCUGGCGUGGCCUACCGAUACGGCGUGUCUGGUCCUUUCUGGUACGCUUCAGGAGCUACCGUUCAGAUCAUUCUCUUCGCAACGCUCGCCAUUGAACUAAAGAAGCGAGCUCCCAACGCACAUACCGUCCUCGAGGUUAUUCGUGCCCGAUAUGGCCGAGUCACUCAUUGUGUAUACAUCUGCUUCUGCCUGUUUACCAACAUCCUGGUCACUUUGAUGCUUAUCGUGGGUGGCUCAGCCGUGAUGACAUCUCUGACCGGCAUGUCUACCGAAGCUGCUUGUUUCUUGAUUCCCCUCAGUGUAGUUAUCUACACCACUUUUGGCGGAAUCAAAGCCACAUUCCUCAGCGACUACAUCCACACCGUCAUUGUCAAUGUUAUCAUAAUCAUUUUUGCAUUUACUGCUUAUUCGACGGGCAGCAGGUUGGGAUCCCCCUCGGUGGUGUACGAUCGCCUUGUGGCCGCGGCAGCUUCACACCCGGUGGAUGGAAAUGCGCAAGGGUCCUACCUGACCAUGCAAUCCAGAGAAGGGAUCGUCUUUUUUGUGAUCAACAUUGUGGGGAAUUUUGGAACUGUGUUCAUGGACAAUGGAUACUACAACAAGGCCAUUGCGGCGUCCCCUGUCCACGCCCUUCCGGGAUAUAUCAUCGGCGGUCUAGCUUGGUUCGCAAUUCCGUGGCUUUGUGCUACAACAAUGGGACUCUCCGCCCUGGCUCUUGAGGGCAGCCCGGCGUUCCCAACCUAUCCUGACCGAAUGUUGCCUGCCGACGUCACGGCGGGUCUGGUUCUGCCCUAUGCGGCCGUGGCGCUUCUUGGGCAGUCGGGUGCCGUUUGCACAUUGAUCAUGAUCUUCAUGGCCGUGGCCUCGGCUUUCUCGUCCCAGCUGAUUUCAGUCUCUUCCAUCGUCACAUACGAUAUUUACCAAACAUAUAUCAACCCAUCUGCAAAAGGCAAGAAUCUUAUCGCCGUCUCACACAUUAGUGUCUGCGCCUAUGGUCUCAUAAUGGCCGGUUUUUCGGUUGGCCUUCACCAUGCCGGUAUUUCUAUGGGAUGGCUCUAUCUUUGGAUGGGUGUCAUGAUCAGCGCUGCCGUGAUUCCAGCUACCCUCACCCUAUUCUGGAAGCGACAAAACAGGGUCGCGGCCGCGGGCGCUCCCGUCCUCGGCCUCAUCUGCGCCCUUGUGGCAUGGACCGUCACAUGCUCACGUGAGUUCAACGGCGUGCUCUCCAUUGAGAACCUCGGAUCCAACAGCCCCAUGUUGGCAGGCAACGUUGUGGCCCUCCUGAGUCCCAUCGUGUUUGUGCCGGUGCUCACAUUCGCCUUUGGUGCCGACGACUACAACUGGGCGUCCAUGGCCGCGAUUGAACAAGCCGACGACGACAAGAGCCCCUCGGGCCCUGAGGGCGGCGAGCUGGAGAGCGGUAGCGACCGGCCUGCCGGCGCUGCUCCUGGCUUCACGGUCGUGGCGCCCGAGCAGGACAUGGCCAAGCUGCACAGGGCGUCCAGGAUCGCCAAGUGGCUCACCUGCCUGAUGUCCAUUUCGUUCCUGGUCCUCUGGCCCAUGCCCAUGUACGGGUCCGGCUACGUCUUCUCCAAGCCUUUCUUCACCGGCUGGGUUACCGUCGGCAUCAUCUGGAUCUUUGCCAGCACCGGUGCCGUCGGCGUCUUCCCGCUCUGGGAGGGCCGCUACAGCAUCUUGCGCGUGACCAAGGGUAUGCUGGGCAUGAAGACCAAGAGCAGUGGUUCGGGCGAACCAAUCGAGGGAGUGGUUGCGUACGAGUCAAAGACCGGGUCGGAGGAAAAGAAGCAGGAGGACUAG
Pyricularia pennisetigena is the source of this 2073-nucleotide messenger RNA. RefSeq lists its product as uncharacterized. NCBI's taxonomy places the organism in Eukaryota, Fungi, Ascomycota, Sordariomycetes, Magnaporthales, Pyriculariaceae. Gene Ontology annotation, biological process: spermidine transport; urea transmembrane transport; putrescine transport. Gene Ontology annotation, cellular component: plasma membrane. Bases 1 to 2073 code for a protein of 690 amino acids. Gene Ontology annotation, molecular function: putrescine transmembrane transporter activity; spermidine transmembrane transporter activity; urea transmembrane transporter activity. The record is from RefSeq and is a predicted model, not a curated record. The transcript has 9 exons.